AUGGCUGAUCAGCAGCGAUCUGGCCACAACACUUCGGACUCUCGCCGGAAAUCAGCAGCCGGGAGACGAACCUCACAACACACUACGACGUCAUCAUUAUCUUCCGGUGGAGGAACCAUGUCGGCAGCUGCAACGACGGGGACAGGAACGGUCUCGCCUUGUGGAGCUUGCAAGUUCUUGAGAAGGAAGUGUGUGAGUGGAUGCAUUUUCGCUCCACAUUUCGGAUCGGACCAAGGAGCGGCUAGGUUCGCGGCUGUCCAUAAGGUUUUUGGAGCCAGCAACGUGUCGAAACUGUUGCAUCAUAUUCCGGUGAACCGUCGUCACGACGCAGUAGUUACGAUUUCAUAUGAGGCUCAGGCUAGGCUCUCUGAUCCUGUAUAUGGCUGCGUCUCAACUAUCCUUGCUCUCCAACAACAGGUGGCCUCGCUGCAGGCGGAGUUAUCACUGGUGCAAUCACAACUAAUAAACAGUAGAGUCGCAAUGGCCAACGUUAUGCAACAACAACAAAACCAGCACCAACAACAACUAGUCGUUAUGCAACAACCCGAAUACUCCAACAACUCAUCCGCCUCCACCACUCUUGCAGGAGCCGCCAUGAACAGUUUCCCUGCGACGGCAGAAGCAGCCGCAGCCGUAAGCUAUGACAUCAUGGCUCCAGCUAAUUUAGAACAUUCGUUGCAGCCUGUGCCACGGCAUCAGCAAGGUAGCGGAAAUCAGCAGGAGGAUGAGGAAGAGAGUGGCACUGAUUUUUCGGUGGCUGUUGGAUCCACGGCGUUGGCUUCGGAGGUUAUAUUUCCGGCGGAGGGUUUUCACCGAAUAUGA
This is a messenger RNA of Eruca vesicaria subsp. sativa (arugula), 822 nucleotides long. The record is from the annotation of a GenBank genome assembly. NCBI's taxonomy places the organism in Eukaryota, Viridiplantae, Streptophyta, Magnoliopsida, Brassicales, Brassicaceae.